Molecule: messenger RNA, 1269 nt
Organism: Acanthosepion pharaonis
Lineage: Eukaryota; Metazoa; Mollusca; Cephalopoda; Sepiida; Sepiidae
Source: the annotation of a GenBank genome assembly
AUGUUCCUACCUUUAGAGAAGAUAGUCCAACAGGAGAAGCUACAAAAUAACCUUGAUUACCUGGAAAGUUUCCUGAGAAGGCUCACAUUGGAAGAUGAAAAUUCUGUAUUUAAAAGCAUUCCGAAGAAAGAAGUAUUUUCUCUUUCUUAUUCUGCUCUUCAAGUUUUUAAAAACAAAAAAUCAACUAAAGACAACAGUUCAUAUCGGAUUUAUAUUCCUGAAACUCAAACCAUGGAUCCAAUUGCUGCAUUUAAAUCACGACUGUACAAGUUUGAGCAUAUAAAGAAUCCUUGUUGGUAUGAGCCUCCAUUUAUUGUUCCAAAUAUAAUAAAAGAGAUGCAGAUGUUGUGGCAUGGACAGGUCUUUUCAAAAGAAAUUCCAACACCAAACAUGAAGGAAGUUUUGACUGAUAUUCGGACAAAAUGGUUCUUACACAGGCAAACAAAGUUUAAAUGCUUCCCUUAUUUUUACAUCAUGUCCAGCAAUAAUUGCAUUCGUAAUGAAAUUGUGAAUCUUCUGAUUCAACAUCCUCAAAUAAAAGCUCCAAGCAAAAUAGACAUUGAUUUCUGGCCAAAUGUUCGUUCAGAUAACAUUGACUCCUAUGCAGAUAAUUUUGAAAUUCCAUCGAAUUUUCUUGCUGAAGAUAAGUUUAUUAUAACAUUUGAUGCCAGUUCCUCAACAUUUUUCCAGAAUAAUCAAUUAUUUAAUUCCAAAGGACAGCAGAAAUACUCAACUGCAGAUUUUAUUCAUGCUUUUAAUAAAAAUGUGAAAAUAUUUGUCUUCCUUCAAAACCCAGUUACAAAGCUUUAUGCUGAUUAUUUGACAAAUGAAAAUACAUCGAAUCCUCAACAGUUUCAUGAUGAAGUUAUAGAGUCUAUAACAAUGUUUAAAAAGUGUCUUCAAGUUUGCAAACUAGUGGAAUGUAUACAUCAAAAAAAUUUUACCCAAACAUAUCCAGUUUCUUUGCAUCUUGGUAUUUACUGGGUAUUUUUGGAAAGAUGGUACCACAAAUUUUCAACUCAACAGAUGAAGUUGUACUCCAUUGAAGAUGCCUUAAAUUGUAAGAAGUGCUUGAUGGACAACAUACAUUCCUUUCUUUCAAUCAGUGAUUUUUCUUCAAAAGAGAGCAAUCCUAACAUCUUUUACAAUUGUCUGAAUCCUGAAAUACCGAUGCUAAAAGAAACAAAAAUAAUACUAAAUGCUUUUUACAGCCCAUACAAUAAGAAACUAGCACAAAUCACCGGAAAUACAAACUUCUUAUGGCAGUAA